Messenger RNA from Aspergillus thermomutatus, 258 nucleotides. RefSeq lists its product as uncharacterized. NCBI's taxonomy places the organism in Eukaryota, Fungi, Ascomycota, Eurotiomycetes, Eurotiales, Aspergillaceae. Gene Ontology annotation, biological process: ceramide biosynthetic process; ceramide catabolic process. The coding region runs from base 1 to 258 and encodes 85 amino acids. The record is from RefSeq and is a predicted model, not a curated record. The transcript has 2 exons. Gene Ontology annotation, cellular component: endoplasmic reticulum membrane.
AUGCAUCUUGUCCGUUUCUUCGUUUGCCAACCCCGACAAAGCUUCUGCGAGCCGGACUACGCGGUGACCAGAUCCAUCGCCGAGUUGAUCAACAGUUUGACCAAUGUCGUCUACAUAAUCUACGGCAUCUACGGAUUGCGCAAGCUGCGACAGAAAAUGGCGGUCGGGCUCUGCUCGUUUGCAUUCCAUGUCAGCCUCAAGUACCACACCCAAAUGAGUAUGUCCCGCGUCUUUGCCACAUCAGAUAGCGUGGCCUAA